AGUGUAUGAGUGACGUAAAUGCCAGGAUGUGAAUAUCUUCAUUUCCAUGGAGUCACUGUUCUCUCUUCCCUUAUUUAUUAUUACGUCACUGCUCGUGACAGUGAUUUAAACUUCAAAGUAUAAUGUAAAUAUUAUAAAAUAUUUUUAUAUAUUCAAAAAGUGAAAGGAAGAAAUCAAGAAGGAAUAAGUUGAAAACGAAAUGAUACAGAACUUCUAUCUAAAAUGAGCAAAAAUGCAACAGUACUGAGUUACAAUGAAAGUUUGUUAAAAGAGUCUGAUGUUGAUUUACUAAAAGGACCUUUCUGGCUGAAUGAUACAAUAAUUUCAUUCUAUUUCGAAUAUUUGGAAACGGACCUAUUUCGACAUAACAAAUCUUUGCUGUUUGUUUCACCCGAAGUCACACAAUGCAUAAAAGUAUCCCCUGAACGUGAAUUGCAUGUAUUUUUAGAUCCCCUUGUUGCUCUGACAAAAAGAGAUUUUAUUUUCUUUGCAUUGAAUGACAAUGAGUUGACGGAUUCAUCUGGAGGCUCUCAUUGGAGUCUUUUGGUUUUCUCAAGACCGGAAAGAAUGAUGUUUCAUUAUGAUUCGUCGAAUAAUUUGAAUGAGUCCCAAGCAAUAGAUUUAGCUGAGAAGAUUUUGAAGUAUUUUUCUCUUCCUAUUCAGGGAAAAUUUGAAAAUGUGCCUUGUCUUCAACAAAAUAAUGGGUAUGAUUGUGGAGUUCACGUGCUGUGCAAUGCAGAACAACUAGCAAGUUAUGCAGCACAUUAUGGACGAAUUAGAGGAUGUCCAAAGUUGCUUUAUGAAAAUGUUGUUGCUAAGAGAUGGGAAGUAUUGGAUAUCAUUGAAAAAUUAAAGGAACAAGGAUACGUGAACACUUUUUGAAGCAAAAUAGCUGUUUACUGUACAAGCAAGCAUAUUUAUUAUCAACAAAAUUAUCACUUUUAUUGUGAAAGUUUUUUAUUAAAAAUCAAUUUAUUUGUCA
Leptinotarsa decemlineata (Colorado potato beetle) is the source of this 982-nucleotide messenger RNA. RefSeq names its product SUMO peptidase family member deneddylase 1. The record is from RefSeq and is a predicted model, not a curated record. Gene Ontology annotation, biological process: protein deneddylation; proteolysis. Lineage: Eukaryota; Metazoa; Arthropoda; Insecta; Coleoptera; Chrysomelidae. Gene Ontology annotation, molecular function: deNEDDylase activity; cysteine-type peptidase activity.